UAAUUCAGAAAUAUUUACUAAGUUUACUUUUCUAUUCGAAACACUUUUAUAGUCCAAUUUGUCCAUGAACGCUAUGAAGUGGUAUAAUCCAGUGACGUGGUUUGUUUUGGUUCUGAAGAGCAGUCGGAGGUAGCAGUGCAGGGACUGGUUUGAUAGCCAUUUUGAAGCUACACUUAAUUUCCCACUUCAUAGUAAGUGAGGAUGAAUUGUCGUUCAGAGGUGUUGGAGGUGUCUGUAGAGGGCCGGCAAGUUGAAGAGGCCAUGCUUGCUAUCCUGCACACAAUUCUUCUACACCGUAGCACGGGCAAGUUCCAUUAUAAGAAGGAAGGUACUUAUUCCAUUGGUACCGUUGGGACCCAGGAUAUUGACUGUGAUUUCAUUGAAUUCACUUAUGUCAGAGUGUCUUCUGAGGAGCUUGACAGAGCAUUACGAAAAGCAGUUGGUGAAUUCAAGGAUGCACUGAGAAAUUCUGGAAGUGAUGGCAUUGGACAAGUAUCCCUAGAGUUCUAUCAGAAGAAGAAGUCACGCUGGCCCUUCUCAGAUGAAUGUAUCCCAUGGGAGGUCUGGACCAUUAAAGUCAAUGUGGUGUCCCUGGCUAAUGAGCAGGAGCGGCAGAUUUGCAGAGAGAAGGUAGGAGAGAAACUUGGAGAAAAGAUCAUUAACAUUGUGGAGGUUAUGAACAGACACGAAUACUUGCCAAAGAUGCCAACGCAGUCAGAGGUGGACAAUGUGUUUGACACAAGUCUUAAGGAUGUACAACCCUAUCUGUACAAAAUCUCCUACCAGAUCACUGACUCGCUCGGCACAUCUGUCACUACUACAAUGAGGAGACUCAUCAAAGACACGUUAGCUCUGUAGAGCUGCAUAAAUAACAUGGACUGCUACAAAGUUGGACUGGGGUAGUUAUUUUGUGAUUAUUAGCUACAUUUUAUACCCAGAAAACAAGUCUGUAAAACAGAUCCUUGUAUGUAUAUAACAAAUUAACUUUUGUUUCAUGAUAUGUAAAAUAUUGUAUCAAAUAAAGUAAACAAUGAACAAUGAA
Messenger RNA from Bombina bombina (fire-bellied toad), 1042 nucleotides. RefSeq names its product autophagy related 101 (gene ATG101). Lineage: Eukaryota; Metazoa; Chordata; Amphibia; Anura; Bombinatoridae. Gene Ontology annotation, cellular component: phagophore assembly site. The transcript is spliced from 3 exons. Gene Ontology annotation, biological process: autophagy; autophagosome assembly. The record is from RefSeq and is a predicted model, not a curated record. The coding region runs from base 202 to 858 and encodes 218 amino acids.